AUGAGUAAGAGUGAAUGCUCCGUGGGACCCAUGUCCUCUGUGGUGGCCCCAGCUAAGGAGCCCAAUGCCAUGGGCCCCAAGGAAGUGGAACUCAUCCUGGUCAAGGAGCAGAACGGGGUGCAGCUCACAAACUCCACGCUGAUCAACCCACCACAGAGCCCAGUGGAAGAGCGGGAGACCUGGGGCAAGAAAAUUGACUUUCUGCUCUCAGUCAUUGGCUUCGCGGUGGACCUGGCCAAUGUUUGGCGGUUUCCCUACCUAUGCUACAAAAAUGGGGGAGGUGCCUUCCUGGUGCCCUACCUGCUCUUCAUGGUCAUUGCCGGGAUGCCGCUCUUCUACAUGGAGCUAGCCCUCGGGCAGUUCAACAGGGAAGGAGCUGCCGGAGUGUGGAAGAUCUGCCCCAUCCUGAAAGGCGUGGGCUUUGCGGUCAUCCUGAUCUCGCUCUACGUGGGCUUCUUCUACAACGUCGUCAUCGCCUGGGCGCUGCACUACUUCUUCUCCUCCUUCUCGGCGGAGCUGCCCUGGGUCCACUGCAACAACUCCUGGAACAGCCCCCGCUGCUCCGACGCCCACCCCAGCAACGCCACCCUCGGCGCGGGCCUGAACGACACUUUCGGGACCACGCCAGCCGCUGAGUACUUCGAGCGUGGUGUGCUGCACCUCCACCAAAGCCGUGGCAUCGACGACCUGGGUCCUCCUCGGUGGCAGCUCACAGCCUGCCUGGUGCUGGUCAUUGUGCUGCUCUACUUCAGCCUCUGGAAGGGGGUGAAGACCUCGGGGAAGGUUGUGUGGAUCACAGCCACCAUGCCCUACGUGGUCCUCACCGCCCUGCUCCUGCGUGGGAUCACGCUCCCCGGGGCCAUCGACGGCAUCAGAGCCUACCUGAGUGUGGACUUCUACCGGCUCUGCGAGGCAUCCGUCUGGAUAGACGCUGCCACCCAGGUGUGCUUCUCCCUGGGCGUUGGGUUCGGAGUGCUCAUCGCCUUCUCCAGCUACAACAAGUUCACCAACAACUGCUACAGAGACGCGAUCGUCACCACCUCCAUCAACUCUCUGACGAGCUUCUCCUCUGGCUUUGUCGUCUUCUCCUUCCUGGGAUACAUGGCACAGAAGCACAGCGUGCCCAUCGGGGACGUGGCCAAGGAUGGGCCGGGGCUGAUCUUCAUCAUCUACCCUGAGGCGAUCGCGACGCUGCCCCUCUCCUCCGCCUGGGCCGUGGUCUUCUUCGCCAUGCUGCUCACCCUGGGGAUCGACAGUGCCAUGGGCGGCAUGGAGUCCGUGAUCACGGGGCUCAUCGACGAGUUCGCGCUGCUGCACAGGCACCGGGAGCUCUUCACGCUCUGCAUCGUGCUGGCCACCUUCCUGCUGUCCCUCUUCUGCAUCACCAACGGGGGCAUCUAUGUCUUCACGCUGCUGGACCACUUCGCGGCCGGCACGUCCAUCCUCUUUGGAGUGCUCAUCGAAGCCAUCGGGGUGGCCUGGUUCUACGGUGUCCAGCAGUUCAGCGAGGACAUCAAGCAGAUGACAGGGCAGCGGCCCAGCCUGUACUGGCGUCUGUGUUGGAAGCUGGUCAGCCCCUGCUUCCUCCUGUUUGUGGUUGUGGUCAGCAUCGUGACCUUCAGGCCACCCCGCUAUGGAGCCUACAUCUUCCCUGACUGGGCCAACGCCCUGGGCUGGGUCAUCGCCACGUCCUCCAUGGCCAUGGUUCCCCUGUACGCGGCCUACAAGUUCUGCAGCCUGCCGGGGUCCUUCCGAGAGAAACUGGCCUAUGCCAUCACGCCUGAGAAGGACCGCCAGCUGGUGGACAGAGGGGAGGUGCGUCAGUUCACGCUACGCCACUGGCUCCUGGUGUAG
Molecule: messenger RNA, 1854 nt
Organism: Sciurus carolinensis (gray squirrel)
Lineage: Eukaryota; Metazoa; Chordata; Mammalia; Rodentia; Sciuridae
Gene: Slc6a3
Product: solute carrier family 6 member 3
Exons: 14
Coding region: 1-1854 (617 amino acids)
Biological process (GO): dopamine uptake involved in synaptic transmission; sodium ion transmembrane transport
Cellular component (GO): presynaptic membrane; plasma membrane; neuron projection
Molecular function (GO): norepinephrine:sodium symporter activity; dopamine:sodium symporter activity
Source: RefSeq, a predicted model, not a curated record